Messenger RNA from Monomorium pharaonis (pharaoh ant), 1797 nucleotides. RefSeq lists its product as uncharacterized. The record is from RefSeq and is a predicted model, not a curated record. Bases 1091 to 1603 code for a protein of 170 amino acids. The transcript has 5 exons. NCBI's taxonomy places the organism in Eukaryota, Metazoa, Arthropoda, Insecta, Hymenoptera, Formicidae.
UUAUAUUUCUUCUGAAAAACUAAUUUUAUAAAUGUUUGAUAUAAAAAAAAAUGGAGAGCGACCUUUAUUCUCUGAAAGGAAGAGUGAAAAGCCCCGAAGGGCUCUAUCACCCCCAUUUAUGCUCUCAUGUUUAUAUGUACUAAUAUAUACCAUCAGUACAAGUUCAAAACUCUCGAUACCUAUAUAUAUAGUAAAGAAUAAACGAACAGUACUUGUGAGAAAUAUAUUAAAGUGUAUUUCAAAAGUAUCGUAACUGUCCAUCUAGUGGUUAAUAAAUGAUUUAUUCAGAGUGGGUAUAAAGGCCUAAACGCACAAUGCCAGGCAACAGGUAAUAGGAACAGAAAUAAUGAAAGAGAGAAAAGAUCUUCUCUCUUUUUCUCUUUCUUUAUUUCUUGUUCCUGUUGCCUGUUGCCUGGCAUUGUGUUUAGGCUUUUAGACGCCGGCAACCGCCUCGGAGUCAAAACGUUAAAUGGGGAAAGAGGCAGAGGAGAAAGAGACGCUCAGCCGCGAACGUAGCCGAUCGCAGCCGAGCGCGCGUGCCUCACGGAUAGGGGGAGUGCGUGCGAUGUGUGCGUGAGCGUGCCCGGGCUUGAAAUCGCAUCACAGUCCACAGAGCGGCACUAGUGGGCACUAGCGUGUCUGGCGUUUGGCGUAGUUGGUCGUUGCACGUGGUGUUGUGUCUUACGAGGGACAGAAAACCAUACGGGAAAAUCUGAUACUUUGUCCUGCAAAGGACAGAAAUCCAACGGGAAAAAGAAGAAGGAAGAACCAUACGGGAAGGAGGUCAUAGUAGGUGUAAUAGUGUACAUAAAAGCAGUGCAGCGACGAUCAGAACCAGGCCUAAAGGCUUUCAUACACUUUCAUAUCUGCGGUCAGAUGCCGACGGAGAUCUAUAAUCAGGAGCGAGCUAAAUUAAAAUUAAGAGAGAUCCAAUUACGAGUGGAGGAAUCUUUGGAUCUUAAUAAUGGGGAUCUUAACCCAGGAAUAAUGAAAACGCUCAAGUGUAUAUUCAAGAUCAUCGUGACAUUCACAUAUGCAUUUAUAUUAUACGACUUAACGUUUAAAAACGGAGCGCAUCUUAAAAACUAAUAUGGAUAUCGACUCUGGAGAAGAUAAUACUGCAAAGGGCAAAGACGAUCCAGCAUACAGAGAUUUCCUGUUGAACAGAAAAUCAUCUAACUACUACAGGAAGUUUACGCAGUGUUCAUGCAAUUAUAAUGAAAGCAAGAGGGACAGUAUUAUAUAUACUUAUAAUAAAGACGAUUCGAAGAAAAUAAAGUUUAUGCUCAAGAAGAAAAUAAAGAUGAUCCUUUGCAGCUUAUUUCUUAUGGAAGAUGAAGAGAUGUAUUAUGAUAAAGGUCAACUGGUUUACAAAUAUGAUAAGGUAUUUACAGACCAACAUCGUGAGAUUGAAUUCGAGAAUUUUUAUUUGAAUAUAGCUCGAUCGGAGAAACGGCGGGACUCGAAUGCAUCUUCUACGUCUGUUGAGAAGCGGCUGGUGAUCGAGAAGAUACCGGCGGCUACGAGUCUACCGGAAUUGACCGGAAUCACGGCCGGCGUCAACGAAUUCCUCGCAUUUAAUUAUUUUAAAUUACAGUUUUAAUAUUUUUAAUACACUUUCACUAAUAUAAUUGCGUCGUAUUUUAAUUUUUAUAUUUUACUCUAAUUGUAUAUAAGACCAAUGGAUACUUUCUUGUAUGAUUAUAUGAAUAUUUAAAAUUAUAAAAUUAAGAGUGACAAAAGUUUAAAUAAAGAUUUUUGUAUUUUUUUAAAUUAUACGGAUCAUUACAGACAUAC